UUUAACCCACUACUAUUCUUGUGAAGAAACAAGGGCUCUGUGAAUAAUGUGGCUGCAUACACAUCAGCAGGUGUCAUCUGUGGUGCAGUGUUCCGCCGUGUGUCUGGUGCUGUCACCGCCAUGCGAAGCUUUUCUGCUGCGUAAUGAAGACAGCACCGUGGAGAACCAAUUCGCUACAAAAAAACAGGUCUGCAUAGUGUACAAGACGUUCGAAACUAGUGAUGAAUCUACGGCGGGACAGGGGGAAGCUGUCUACAUCCGACCUCAGAUUGUAACACAAACUACGACCACGCCAGAGCCCGUAGUGACGACCACGCCCAUGCCUCGCAGUGAAUAUGAAGAACUCGAUAUAAGGGAAAACUUCGACAAGACUGAAGAUGACUGCUCCUCGGACAAGGCCAUUGCUGCCUUGGUCCUGACAUCUGGAGACGAGACUAUGUCCAACUUAGACUAUUUUGAAUGUCGCAGAAUCAUCUACCCCGAUAAGAUGAACAUAGACAAUAAAGAUGAGGAGUUUGUGAUGACAGAGGUCCCCAAUGACAAAGUCUGCACCGAAAAUAGAGUGUUGGUAGCAUUUGAGGCAUCUGACAUCGACGGUAACAGUCUGAAACGGUGGGAGAAUCCUAAGAGUAUGAAAGGCAUCUGUCACAAGAUCACAAAUUUCAAUGUUUCUAGUGAUGCUUGUGAAAUCGUGGGUGUCUCGAGCGAUCCAUGGAUUGGAGCCGAUCACUUGGACUCGCUUACUUGGAACACGACCAUCUACUGUCCUCAGGGAACUCUUGCUGUGGGCAUGACUAGGGAAACGCUAAGUGUAGACUCCAUAACCUUCAAGAUAACAAGUCUUAAGUGUUGCACUAUCACUUUUAUCCAGUAAUAUUUAUUUUUCUGUGAUUAUCAAGGAACCAUGGUAUCAAUAAUGAAAUAUAUUUGAAUACCCAUUCUUUUUAUCGCUAAUUUUCACUUAUCCUAAGCUCAACGACCUCAUCUAUCAUUUCUAAGUGACCUAGAUUAUCUUAAACACAUUACUUAAACUGAGUAAGUUAUUUUUUUACAUGCUGACCUCAAAUAGAGUAAUUACAUAUUUGCAUAUUGGUUAUUGACUUUAUGCAAAUUCUCUCUCUCUCUCUCUCUCUC
Messenger RNA from Portunus trituberculatus (swimming crab), 1134 nucleotides. RefSeq lists its product as uncharacterized. The record is from RefSeq and is a predicted model, not a curated record. The transcript has 2 exons. The coding region runs from base 47 to 874 and encodes 275 amino acids. Lineage: Eukaryota; Metazoa; Arthropoda; Malacostraca; Decapoda; Portunidae.